AUGGAUAAGAUUAAGGCAAUCCUUCACGGCACUACUCCACAAUAUGAGAAGGAGGUGAAAGAAGAGAAGAAGGCUGAAAAGGCCGAGGAGAAAGUAGAGAAAAAGAUCGAAAAGCAUGGCUCCCCUUCAACCACUAGCGAAGGAAGUCGUCUCGGAAACAACUCCCACUCUACAACUCACCCUACCACUGGUGCCACCCACACAUCCCAUACUACCAAUGUAAAUCCUACACCCGCAGGGGUAGGCUACGCAUCGGGAGGACUGGGUCAAAAUACAAUGAAAACCGAUUAUAACAGUACACCAACUGAUGGUCCCCUCACAACCCACGGACGUCAUGCCGAAAGAGAAAACGUCAUUGGCUCUGAUGGCGUAAACGUUCCACAUAGACCUAGAGAUUCUGAAUUCGGUCCAACCACCGCUACCGGUGCAUCAGGACUGGGCGGCGUUGGAAAUGGUUCAAGUUUUACUGGUCCAAACACAUCUGUUCAUGGUAUCAAUUCUUCAACUCACACAAGCGAGGCCGGACUUAUGGGACACAAUGCUAGAGAUCCUCUUUCAUCACACGAUGGUGGAGUUUUAUCUAACACCACUUCUGGAUUGGGUGGUGUCACCAGCGUUCCUUCAGGGAACCAGUUGGACACCCAUGGCAGAGAUAACAUUGGAAGUCAUGGCACUUCUUCUCAUUAUGGCCGAGAUGCAAUUCUUGGAAGCGGAGCUGUUGGUGCUGCAGGAUUGGCGGAACAUGAGCAUCGAAAGCAUGAAAACACUGGUCUUGCAUCAAACAAUCAGACCUAUGGACAUGCCGAGGACUCUCGCGGACCUCAUAACUCCGCUGCAUUGAAUGCUGCCGACCCACGAGUCGAUUCGCAUAAUAACACUUCCGCCGGUUACGGUACCAGAGGCGCCUACGGCACAAAUACAACCGGUUCUUCGGAACGUCAUCUAGGCCGCGAUGCUGGUGCAGUUGGCACGACAGGAGCUGUCGGAGAGGGCAUUCAUCAUCACAACAAUCAAUACAAUCAAGGUGGUCUCAUUGGAAGAUCUAAUGGACCUCAUACCACCGAGACUGCAAAUCUUCUGGAUCCUAAUUUGAGCAACUCAGGGGUUCACACUGAAGGUGCUCACACUCAUCACGGCCAUGGAACUCAAUCUAAAGGUCGAGUUGAGGGCGGUGGGGCUGAGGAGGCUGACGGUGUCCACGGUGCCAAAGGUACUUCAGCUGGGGCCGGGAUAGUUCCUGUAGGAGCGUAUGAAAGUGGCCGUGGACACAAUACCACCGCGGGACCACACUCAUCUAAUUCGGCCAACAAGGCAGAUCCUAGAGUGGAUAGCGAUCUCUCAAAGCAGCAAGAUCACCACUAUGGACGUGACGCCGUUGUAGCCGGUGGUGUAGGAGGGGCUGCAUAUGAGACCAAUAAGCUUCAUCACAACAGCGCAAGCACUACUGCUGGUCCUCACUCUUCCAACCUCGAAAACAAGGUCGAUCCAAGAGUUGACAGUAACCGCUCUAGAGAACAACAUCAAUAUGGACGGGAUGCAAGUCUUGGCGGAGGAGCUGGAACUGCCACAUAUGAGGCCGAUAGGCAUCACCACAACACCGCAAACACUACUGCCGGUCCUCAUUCCUCGAAUCUUGAAAACAAGGCCGAUCCAAGAGUUGACAGUGACCGCUCCAAGGAAGGACAUCACUAUGGUCGUGAUGCUGCCCUCGGAGGGGCUGCUGCAGGAACAGCUUACGAAGCCAACAAACAUCACAACACCCAUGGUGCCGACCAAAAGCCUUUCGGUAAAGACAUUGGAGAUAAGCUCCACGGUGUUGAGAGAAACCGUGGUGUAAAUGGUCCCACUGGAUUUCCCCACGAAAGCAGUCACUCCACAACAGCUGGUGCAGUAGGGACUGGUGUUCCAGGUGCUCCUCGCGGAAAUGUUCAAGACACCCACAAUACCCAUGGACAUCAUUCAAACAAUACCGACCACCCAAUGCACAACUCCGCCACGGGACCUGAUCAUAUUUUUACUGCUCCUGUCAUGGAUGAUCCCGAGGCCAAUUUCGAUCUCCGAGAGGGAAACAUUGAUCAACAUGAUCAUCGCCAUGGAGGAGUCGCUGGCGUUGGCAACGAUGACCACAUCUACUCUACAGGUGGCGGACAUGAGCACAGCAAGAGCAGAGAAUUGGAGAACGAUAUCAAUUCUGCUCCAUUAGGCAACACUUCCACUACCCCUGGCUCUGGCUUGAGAGAUAAUACCUAUAAUACAUCCUCAGGUACUACUGGUUUGAACCAUGGUUCUGGUUUGACUGGUCACAACACCACAUCUUCCGGAACUAGUGGUUUGAACCAUGGCUCCGGUCUCACCGAUCACAACUCCACAUCUUCGGGUACUUUAGGGUUAAAACACGGUUCCGAUCUAACUGGACACAAUACCAGAUCCACUGGUGUAUACAGUGAUGCCGGUUUCGCCGAACCCAACAUCUCAUCAACCGGAACCAGCGGUUUGAACCAUAGCUCUGGCCACAACACCACAUCUUCAGGUUUCAACCGUGAUUCCGGUUUGACUGGGUCAAGUGGAACCCAUGGUAUGUCAGGCGAGAACAGGUUAGGAGAAUCUUCAGAGUUCGGAAACAACAGUACCAACAAUCGGAUUUUGUAA
Sclerotinia borealis F-4128 is the source of this 2649-nucleotide messenger RNA. Lineage: Eukaryota; Fungi; Ascomycota; Leotiomycetes; Helotiales; Sclerotiniaceae. The record is from the annotation of a GenBank genome assembly.